AUGACCCAGCUACUCCGUUUUCUUCUAAUUUUAUCGAUUUUUUGCGAUUUUUCGCACUCUCAACGACCUACGAUUCGAGUUGGAAUAGCUGCAGCGCUCAAAACUCAAAAUGGGUCGAUUGGAUGGGCUUAUGCAGGUGGUGCAGUACCGUUAGCACUUCAAUACCUGAAGAGUCAUGGAUUUGUGAAGGAUUUUGAUUUUGAAUUCCACGUGGAGUACACCGAAUGCGAUUUGACUGAAACUGUCCGUGCAGGUUUGGAUUUUAUGAAAACCAAAAAUUACGAUGUAAUAAUUGGACCGCCAUGUGCGACACCCCUAAUUGCCAUGGGAACUUUAUCGACAGUAUACAAAAAGCCAGUUCUAGGAUGGGGAUUUGUAAGCGAAUCGGAAUUUUCCGAUAUGGAACGUUUUCCAUAUUUAACAUCGGUUUUGCCGAGUUCUAUGACUUUGGGUACCGUAACUUCUGCACUCUUAGAACUCUACGGAUGGGAUCGAAUCGCAUUGGUUUACUUCAAGAAUGAGCUCAACUACUGUAGUGGAGUGAUUGAAGACGUCGAAACAUCGCUAUAUGACGAGAAUUAUUCACAAAUGGUUCAAGUUGUCAUAAAAGAGGAGGUGGAUCAGAAUAAUACGGAAAAUUUUGUGGCUACAUUGCAAAUGAUCAAAGCAAGAGCGAGAAUAAUCAUAUUCUGCGCGCAAACCGGUGCUGAAAAACGGUUUUAUAUGAUCCAAGCGGGCAAACAAGGCAUGAACACAAGUGAAUACGUUCAUGUGAUGCUAUCCAUGAGGAGUGUCGGGUUUGGGGUGCAAUCGGCGGUUGGAAAGAAGCCUCUAAACUCUGGCCUUGCACCGAUUUGGGAAGCAUUUCAAGUGGCACCAGAUGGAUUGGAGGAUUUGGCUAAAAGUGUGGCAUCGAAAAUGCUUGUGAUUGAUUUGAGCAGUGACAUCAGGGAUAAAGAAUUUCUACAAUAUAUGACCAAAAAUAUAGUUUAUGCGAUUCGAGAGCCUCCACUGAGCUGUAUGGCGCCGGAAUGUCUCGCUGCAAAUGCUACAGGAAUGGGAGCAUACGCACGCCAUCUGUUCGACGUCUUCUAUAUGUAUGGAAUGGCUCUGACGAAUUUGAAUUCGACGGAUCCGAACAUCUAUGGGAAUGUGGAUUUAUUGGUUUCCAAGUUUACUACUCCUUUUGAAGGAAUGACUGGACAAGUACAACUAAACAGCGAGCUGUCGAGACUGCCCCUUUACCAGGUGUACGCGCUCAACAAGGAAUACGAUCAGAUUUCGAUUAUGAAUAUUAGUCUGAUCAACGGGACAGCGAAAGUCAGUUUGGCCUAUCAAAACGAGUCGAGCGACGUUUGGCACUUUUGGGGAAGCACUCGACCAUUGGACACACCGAUUUGUGGAUUCCUCGGAAAAUCGUGCCCCAUCCCGUUUUUCGAUCAAUAUCGAUUAUUGAUUUUUGUAUUCGUUAUUGUUGCCGGAUUGCUCAUUUUGGCAAUUUUCACAUGUCUCACCUCAAUGGUCAGAAACCAGAGAGCUGAGCAAUCAAGGCUAAAUUCUGAAUGGCAAAUUCACGCCAUCAAAUUAAGAAUUCCCGAAAAAAAGGGGCGGAGACUUUCCACAGAUUCUGAGAAUUCCACAGUAACCAAAAGUUCCAAAGGAUCCUCUUCGAAAAAUUUUGAAACAUCGGAAUUCAACGAAAACUAUGAAAUUCAAUUCCUCGAAAACGAUUUGGUCCUAACCACCGCCCAUCAGGUUCAGGAAUUGUCCAAUUUGGACAAAAUGCGAUUGGUAAAAUUGCGAAAAUUGGAUCAUGAGAAUUUGAACAAGUUCAUUGGGCUGUCAAUCGAUGGAUCGAGAUAUCUGGCGGUUUGGAAAAUGUGUACACGUGGAUCAAUACAAGACAUUAUGUCGCGAGGGAACUUCUCGAUGGACUACUUUUUCAUGUUUUGUAUGAUUCGGGAUAUUGCGGAGGGUCUCAACUUCCUUCACAAAUCAUUCCUCCGCCUUCAUGGAAACCUCCGCUCGGCCACCUGUCUUGUAAAUGACUCCUGGCAAGUAAAACUAGCAGAAUUUGGACUGGAAUUUCUCCAGGACGACGAGGAACGUCCAACUCAAAAACGUCUUCUAUGGGCGGCGCCAGAAGUGCUACGCGGCUCACUUACAGUAUCCCAAAUGGAUCCGAGUGCCGACGUGUACUCAUUUGCAAUUGUUGCCUCGGAGAUUCUAACCAAAAAGGAGGCGUGGGACCUGCACAAGCGGAAGGAGGGUUAUGAGGGUAAGCGGGGGAAUUCAAAAAUAGAAAUCAUCUAUAAUGUCAAAAAAGGUGGACCCCAUCCAUUUCGACCAACUCUUCUAACGGAUUCCGAUGUCAACAAGUCCCUCCUCGCGUUGGUCAAAGAUUGUUGGUCGGAAAACCCGGAAGCCCGUCCGAAUACUGAAAAUAUCUGUAAAAUAAUUUUGGAUAUGACACCAAGGACCAAAGAUAAUCUAAUGGAUCAUGUGUUCUCAAUGUUGGAGGAAUAUACGCAGACUUUGGAGGUUGAGGUGGAUGAAAGGACCAAAGAAUUGGUUUUGGAGAAGAAGAAAUCGGAUAUUUUGUUGGGGAGAAUGUUGCCGAAACAAGUCGCAGAACGUCUGAAAGCCGGCCAAGCGGUGGAACCGGAAAGUUUCGAUCUAGUUACCGUAUUCUUUUCGGAUCUCGUCAAAUUCACGGAGUUGGCCAAUAAAUGUUCCCCGUUUCAAGUUGUAAAUCUACUCAACGAGGUUUUCAGCAAUUUCGAUGCGAUCAUUGAAAAACAUGAUGUUUACAAGGUAGAAUCUAUCGGCGAUGGUUUUCUAUGUGUUUCCGGGUUGCCCAAUAGAAAUGGAGUGGAACAUAUUAGACAAAUCGUCGAGAUGGCUUUAGGAUUCCUAGAAUUUUGCGACAAAUUCCGAAUUCCCCACUUGCCGCGAGAGAGGGUGGAGCUAAGAGUUGGAGUUAAUAGUGGAUCCUGCGUCGCUGGUGUCGUUGGUCUGUCAAUGCCACGUUACUGUCUGUUUGGGGAUACUGUAAACACUGCGUCGAGGAUGGAGUCAAAUGGAAAAGCGUCUUUAAUUCAUAUGUCUGAAAUUGCUCAUGCUUUUCUAGUUGACCAUUUUCCCUAUCAGUACGAGACAAAUUCCCGGGGAGAGGUGAUAAUUAAAGGGAAAGGAGUUAUGGAAACUUUUUGGCUUCUGGGAAGAAUAAGCAUGAGCAAUCGGUCAACUCCACCGGUUGCCCAGCUUAAACAACUCCCUCAGAAGUGUUCCAGUUUUACAGAUACCGGAACUAUCCGCUCUGUAAGCCCAUAUAUCGAAAAUGCUAGCGAUAGUGAAGAUGAGGAAUUGAGAAGGGUUAUGCGGCGAGAGAUGAUGAGAGUUUCUUGA
Molecule: messenger RNA, 3408 nt
Organism: Caenorhabditis briggsae
Lineage: Eukaryota; Metazoa; Nematoda; Chromadorea; Rhabditida; Rhabditidae
Gene: Cbr-gcy-4
Product: Protein CBR-GCY-4
Exons: 15
Coding region: 1-3408 (1135 amino acids)
Biological process (GO): intracellular signal transduction; cGMP biosynthetic process; receptor guanylyl cyclase signaling pathway
Molecular function (GO): ATP binding; guanylate cyclase activity; peptide receptor activity
Source: RefSeq, a predicted model, not a curated record